AUGCCACCGAAAACUACGAUGGACUACGACGCUACAAGAAGACAAACUGAGUCUACAUAUCCGUACACCGCAUCGAACAAUGUUUGCUCCGCAGCCGACAAUCAGUACAACGGGCCUGUCAAGAUGAAAAUAAACGAGGGAACAAUUAUCAACCACAUCCGACCGGUGACAAACAAGACUUCGUACCACAUUACAAUUGUUCCCAAUGGACAAUUUUCCACUGGCACAUCAAGCCCUUCCAACAAGCGCGGUACGGGAAAUCCGGUUGAGGAGGAUAUUUCCCGUGGUUCAUCCAAGACAACACCCACUUCCGACGGUCGGCGGAUCUCGCUACCCAACAGCGUUGACCCAGCCAAACAUGCACGUCUCCCGUAUUGGGUUGCUUGUCUUCGCAUUAGGUGGAUAAGUGCAAUCAUUCGUCAUUCAAGCCUGCGGGCUUACGGCCUUAUCUGUGGAUUUCUGAUGUGGUGA
This is a messenger RNA of Colletotrichum paranaense, 471 nucleotides long. RefSeq lists its product as uncharacterized. Lineage: Eukaryota; Fungi; Ascomycota; Sordariomycetes; Glomerellales; Glomerellaceae. The coding region runs from base 1 to 471 and encodes 156 amino acids. The transcript has a single exon. The record is from RefSeq and is a predicted model, not a curated record.